Molecule: messenger RNA, 10622 nt
Organism: Numida meleagris (helmeted guineafowl)
Lineage: Eukaryota; Metazoa; Chordata; Aves; Galliformes; Numididae
Gene: SMARCD3
Product: SWI/SNF related, matrix associated, actin dependent regulator of chromatin, subfamily d, member 3
Exons: 13
Coding region: 5264-6652 (462 amino acids)
Biological process (GO): regulation of transcription by RNA polymerase II
Cellular component (GO): SWI/SNF complex; nucleus
Source: RefSeq, a predicted model, not a curated record
AUUACAAGCUUUUGUUUAAGGAAUCAGGUCUUUGAUCUCCAUUUAAGGGGAUGUGCUAACCUUGUUUUGCUGCCAGUGGAAACGAUGUUCUUUAAAUGACUCUAAUGGUUGAAAGCGAUCACCAUUUAUAGCGUCUGGAUUUCUUGUGCUGAUAGACUUUUAACGAAAUAAGACCCAGGAAAUGCAGCUAUUGCUCAGAUAGCGAUAGUCCCUGUGUGUUUUCUCUCUCGUGCGUUCUGGCACCUUCUGUGACACCUUUUUGAAGACAUCCUCUGGGUGUUCCUGCACAAAGGAAUCUCGGGAGCUCACUGCAGGCCUCUGGGUUGUCUCCAUAAUUCAGGCUUGCUCCAGAUUUAUUGGAUCUAGCUUGUGUCCUGCAGAGCCUGGCUAUGAUGAGCUUGCAGGGUGAAGGACUUUUAGAUGGCAUUCUGUUUUUUGAGAGCAGUGAGCAGGCAAUGUGGUUGCCGAUGUACAUCAGCAGUCUGUUGCUAGAUGGGCAGAUAUGACUGAAGCAGGUGUGCAGAUCUGUGACAGCAGUUGUGCUGGGGACAUAGGGUGUCAUUACGAUGGUCUGGCUCAGGGUGGCUGUAGCUGGGAGAAGCCAUAGGCAACCUGGGAGGGCUGUGUGUAUGGGAAGCUGUUUCCUUUUCCAAGGUUUCUGUCAGUAUAACGCUGCUCCUCCUUCUGUAUCAUGAAGAGUUGCUAAGAUAGUUGAGCGAAUCUGCUUCUUUCCCAUGUAGAUGUGAAAGGAGCCGGCUAGCCUCUUAAGCAAGUGAAAUGUUAAUUCGUACCAGAAUUAAUGCAGCAGAACUUGUUUCCAUUACUUGUUGGGAUGCUAGAAAAGUCUGACUUGUCUGCACUGGCUGUUUCGCCAUCGGUGGCGUCUCGCUUGGUAUCUGCGUUGCCUGAGUACCUGCAUCUGUUUGUCAUCUUUCCACUGCCCACCAGUGAGACCAGAGCUUCUAGGCCGGCUCCUCCUGUAGGGCCCUCUGCACCCCUCCAUGAUUAUUUCCUUUGAUUCUGCUUUUCCUUCCAUGUUUGUUCUUCACUUCUAGUUUCUUCCUGAUCUCAGGUUCAUUUUGAUCAAAGCAGGUUGAGGUAGUCAGUCUUCCACUGCUUACAAAAGACCCAAAGUUACAACUUCAUUUAUCUGUUUAUGUGUCCUAUCAAAUAGAAGAAUGAGCCUCUACCCCGAGUUCACCUAUUGCAGAGUCUUAUAACCACACACGGUGUGUCUGCAUCUGAAGAAAUUCCUUGAAAAUUCGAGCUGAAGAGCAAACUUCUCCAGAAUGUCUUGGGAUCAGGUUAUGCCCCCACUUCAGGGAAAAUCUCCUCUCCAAAUUGUUACUGCUUUAUUCCAUCUUUGACAAAAUUGUUUGAUUAUUACAAGUAUUAUUAUCAGUAUUGUUUUGUUUUUCAAAAAUAGGGGCAUAUAGACAAGGAUAGAACGUUGCGAGAAAUAUUUGUACUGUUUGAACAAUUAAAUAGUGGAGAAUUUUGCAGUAUUUACUAAGAGCUGUUAGAUUUUGGGUUCAUUCGAUCUUUCUGAAAACAGACGUUCCUUUGCUAAGGUCACUUCGCCCUUUGCUCUUGUGUGUUUCAUUUUGCCUUUGUUCUUUUCCAUAUUGCUGGCUUAGAAGAUAUCUUCUUCCUUUUAUGUCAUUCAGAUUGGAUCCCUCUGCGACGUCACAUCAGUGGCCAGAAACCUCGUGUGAUGCUUUGUCCUGCUUGACUAGUUUGUUACACCUCUUCUGAGCAGUUCUUCUCAGAAGGCCACGUUUCUUUCAGUUAUUAGUUAGAUUUCUCUAGCCCCUGGUCUGUUGCAUCAGGGCCUUGCACGUUGUAUCUGUGGGAACAGGGAUUUUUUCAGGGGCCUCAUCCUUCACUGUUGUUUUUUUUCCCCUCUGCUCCGUUUCCAGAACUUUUAUGGAUGAAUACAGCUGUAAUGUCCACCUUCAUGCUGAUAUGUUUUUAUUGAUGUGUUUUCUACUGUCCACGGUAUAUUUUGGUCUGCCUUUAUGACAUCUCCCUCUGGGUGUCUAGUUGUUGUUUUCAACUCUUCUGACCCAAACUGAAUUAUUAAUCUUCCUGCAGGGUACUCCUCGGUUUCUUCUGUCAUGUAGACCCUAGCAUCGGCUUCUUUGUUGUCUGGAUCCCUUCUCUGGAUGCUAUCUUUGUCUUUUUUUCCUUCUUUUUCUUUCUCAAAUAGGUAUCUUCACGUAUGGCCUUGAGAAGAUGCAUAGUGUGCAUCUUGUCAAAGCUCUUGUCCGGACAUUUGUCCUUUUGUGACUCAAUUGCAGAAACGUUCUCCUCUUUGGUACUUGUGCUGUGGACCUUGCAGCGUCGUCUUCACACAGGAGGCAGCUGGGGGUUCAUUUUCUGGUGUGGUUGUUCUGACCCUUUUUCAAUCUGUUUCCCUGUCCUUUUUCUGUUCCCACUUUCUCUUCCUUCCAAAACUAACCUUUUUAAAUUUUGCACACAAGCUAUGCUUAUAGAAGUCCGUGUCUGUUUCUCAACUAUUGGGUCUUUUCUGUAUCUACCAUAUACUUCUCAGUUCAUAUCUCCUUCUUUCUAUAGGGAUCUAGUUCUUUGCCCUCUGAGUUGUGCUUGGGUAGCUCUUCCUCCUAACUUAAGUGCUUAUACAUAUUUAUUUUCUGCUAAUAAGUGUGAUAGUUCCUGCUGAUCUCUACAGUUUAAUAGUCGUUAUACGUCACUACUGUUAAUGUAUAUAAACCCAUACAUCAUUUCUGUGACUCCUUUUUUGAUUCCCCAUUCUUCUUAUUGUGUGAUUGUCCACUUCUCAAGUCUGGUCAUAGAGUUUGACAGUAAGUUGAGAAGCUGUCUUAUGUGAAACAGCAUUUAGUACAGUGAAAGAAGGGUCUCAAAGCAUGCCAUGAUGUAUACAAAUAUUUAAUACGGCAAUUAAAUAAGUAAAAAUAGGUUAAAAGACAGGUCUGAUGUCGCAAGGAUGUAUGUGGAGUGUUUAAUAGAUUUAGUACUGUUAUGGAAAAAGGGAUGAGCACUGAAUUUCAUAGACAAAUUUUGCAUCUCCUCAUCCACUGCAGGGUUUAAAUGAACUGUGACCAUCCAGGAGGAAGACUCGGGUGUCACUGUGGGCUGCCUACUCUGCAGCAGCAGCCACUGCUACCAAGAAAGCAAAUUAAAUGUUAACUUCUUAAUGAAGUGGGACAGAGGGUAAUGCAGAAGAUGUUGUAAAUCAGUUGGAAUAUCCUUACCAGAAUAUAUAUUUUUUUCAUGUUGAUUAUCUGCAUGACAAAUAAGCAAAAGGAGGAGUAACCCAGAUGGCAGUGACAGUGGGAGGGCUGAGAAGACUUCAUCAAUAAGAGACUGGGAAACUGGCGGUGAUUAGGCUUUGUAGGAAGCACAUGUGUGUUUUAUUCCAUAAUUCCUAAGGGUGGAGAUUGACUAGGAAAGCUGUAAAAUCUCCAUCGUUGGAGGCUCUUAGAAACUGGUUGAAGAAGUAAAUGUCUGUCGUAGAUGGUGGAAACACUGGUGAUGCUUUACUGAGAAAAGGAAGGACUGGAUGACCUCAAAGAUUCAUAUUUCAGUAUGGCAUAAAAAUGGUGUUUAUUCUGUUAUCGUGGGAAGAACUAGAGGUCUUUUCCCCAAACUGAAUGAUGAUCUAUGUUAAGUAAAUAAAACCAAUCGUUUCUUUCAGCUAUAGAAAUCACUACAGAAGUAGUGAGGUGAGGAGAAUAGUAGGCUUGAAAAAAAAAUAACUUUGCUACUGAAAGAUAUCUCAGCAAUUUUUAUGUUAUCAUGGAUAUAAAUACUAUCUUGUCAGUGCCCAAACUCUAGAAUGGGUAGAAAAGAGCUUCAUGAACAGUCAUUUUUGAACAGUUUGUUCCACUUGCCUAAUACAGGGUGCUCUGUGCUAGGACAUUGUCAGAGCAUAGUUUCUGGAACACAGUCACUGGUUUUCUGCAUAUGCAUUUCCUGUUUUAUUAAACAAGGAGAUGUUUGGGUUGAGCUUAAGGCAGCCUGGGGAAUUGAGCGUUUGUUUGGGAAGGUACUUGUAGAAAGCUGGUAGAGUAAGAACAUUGUACAGCCUUCAGAAACAUAAGCAAGCUGCCAGUGGGAACUGAGGGCUGGCCUUCUCCUAGCUCUCAGCUGAUUGCAGAAAAGUUCACAAAUAAUUAAGAAAAUCGAAUCAUCCUAAUUCUUGAUGCGUUUUUAAUAAAUAGUUAAUGAGACUUUGCAAAAUGAGCUUGUUCAAAAUAUUUGUGUUGUCCACUGAGAAAAGUUGAAUAUGCUGAUAAAUAGAGGUGCACAGAUGUAACUGGUAUGUGAGAUGUUUCAGUUGCUCUUCUGUUUUUCUCAAAAAGAAACACUGUAGAAACAUGAAUCGAGUUACACUGGAUCACUGAGCCCCGAGUCCCCAGGCCCCCAGGCCCGAGGGGAGCAGCAGUAACUGCAUGGAAGUAUAGGAGCAAGGCAAAAAAUUAGCAGUGCUCCUUCCAAAUACUCUGCGCUUUGUAGCCCUGGAGUUUUCUGACCCAGAGGGGUACUGCAUAUUUAGCACCUCUGUGAAUUUUAUUUAUGGAAAUUAGUUUGCUGAUAUUUUCUUGAACGCACACGAACUUUUAGCAGGCACAGUGUUCUGUGUCAGGAAGUUUUUGCAGCUUAUCUUGCAUAAAGAAAUGCCUGAUGCCACCAGCUGUUAGCUGCUGUCUGGUUCUUGUAAGGGAAGAGACAGUGAGGACUUGAUGAAUCUCCUCCUCCUCCAUGCGAGCCGUGAUGCUGCAGAGCUCUGCACUCUGUCCCCUCCCCAAACCGCUCCUUCUACAGAGUGCAAAGGCACAUUCUGGCUGUUGUUCCUCACACAAAAUCCAUUCCAUAGCACAUAGAUCGCUGCAGUGGAUGUGAUCAGAUUUAUUAAAAGUAGCAAGCUGAUUGAACUUAAAGAUAGUACAUUGGGUCUGCUAGUUUCAGUUCCAAAGGCUGUUCGUGUUUGCUUGUUUGUUUGUUGAACUGUUUGUAUCCAAGUGCUUUGUUUGAGGUUCAGUAUCUGGUUGUUCUGAGCGAUGAAUAGGCAUGCAUGAAAGAGACGUUCACUGACCUUUGUCUCAAGUUACAAUUCACAGUUCUGUAAAUGUAGUAUUUUUCAAGUGAAAUAUUUUUGGAUUGUUGUGCACAUUUUUCAAAAUGGAUGGAACUUGGAAGUCACAGUGGUGGAACGCUUGGACCCUAUUCCUAGGAUGUGAGUGCUUUAGAGAAAUGGAAGGUGAAUACGCGACCUGGGAUGCCAUCAGGAGCUCGAAUGCCCCAUCAGGGGGCUCCCAUGGGUCCCCCAGGCCCUCCAUAUGUUGGAAGCCCCUCGGUGAGACCUGGGAUGCCCCAGACUGUGAUGGAAACAACAAGAAAACGAACUGCACCGCAGCAGGUCCAGCAACAGCAGGUGCAGCAGCAAGUGCAACAGCAGCAGCAAGCUACUCAGAACCGAACCAGGAGUGCCAAGAGGAGGAAGAUGGCUGACAAAAUUCUCCCUCAGAGGAUCCGGGAGCUGGUUCCUGAGUCCCAGGCCUACAUGGAUCUGUUGGCUUUUGAACGCAAACUAGACCAGACCAUUAUGCGGAAGCGCGUGGAUAUUCAGGAAGCGCUGAAGAGGCCAAUGAAGCAAAAGCGGAAGCUGAGACUUUAUAUCUCCAACACAUUUAAUCCUGCAAAAUCUGACGCUGAUGACUCUGAUGGCAGCAUCGCAUCGUGGGAGCUUCGAGUGGAGGGGAAGCUCCUGGAUGACCUCAGCAAACAGAAACGGAAGUUUUCAUCUUUUUUCAAGAGUUUAGUCAUUGAACUGGACAAAGAUCUUUAUGGACCUGACAACCAUCUUGUGGAGUGGCACAGAACUCCCACUACUCAGGAGACUGAUGGCUUCCAGGUGAAAAGACCUGGUGAUGUCAGUGUGCGCUGCACAUUGCUCCUGAUGUUGGAUUACCAGCCUCCACAGUUUAAACUGGACCCACGAUUAGCCCGUUUGCUGGGGAUACACACGCAGACGCGAUCAGCCAUCAUCCAGGCUCUCUGGCAGUACAUCAAAACAAAUAAGCUGCAGGAUUCCCAUGAUAAGGAAUAUAUUAACUGCGACAAGUACUUCCAACAGAUUUUUGACUGUCCACGGCUAAAGUUUUCUGAAAUUCCUCAGAGACUAACUAACCUGCUGCUGCCACCAGACCCUAUUGUGAUAAACCAUAUCAUCAGUGUUGACCCCAAUGAUCAGAAGAAGACGGCUUGUUAUGACAUAGAUGUAGAAGUUGAAGACCCAUUAAAGGGACAGAUGAGUAGUUUUCUUCUCUCAACAGCUAACCAACAGGAGAUUACAGCAUUGGACAACAAGAUUCAUGAAACAAUCGAAUCCAUAAAUCAGCUAAAAAUACAACGUGAUUUCAUGCUGAGUUUCUCCAAAGAUCCCAAAGGAUACAUCCAAGACCUUCUCCGUUCCCAAAGUAGGGAUCUUAAGGUGAUGACUGAUGUAGUUGGAAAUCCAGAAGAAGAACGCAGAGCUGAAUUUUAUCAUGAGCCGUGGUCUCAAGAGGCAGUGAGCAGAUAUUUCUACUGCAAGAUUCUCUUUUUCUUUCAGAUCCAGCAGCGCCGACAGGAACUGGAACAGUCUCUGGGAGUGCGCAACACAUAAGUGUUGCUCAAAACAUCACGUUGGCAUCAUGACCACAGAACAAGUGGACUCCUCAGUGUUACUUAGCUCACUGUUACACAUGGACCCGCUUCCUGACUGGAUGGGAAAGUGCCAUCAACAAACCAGUCAGAACACCAGCUUUAGAGUGACCCUUGAAAAAACCGCCCGUGGGAGGUGUCUCAAACCAUUCCAGGCCAUAGAUAGCAGAAGAUUGCUGUGCUUUAUACAGGUGUCUGUGCUAAAGAAGAUUAAAGAUUCAUUCAUCAACUUGCAUCCUUGAGUUCUAGUGGAAAGUUCAGACACUGUGCAGCAAAUCCUUAUGGGUUAUGCGUAGAAUCAUGGGUGGUAUUGAUGGAGGAGGUUGAGUUGAGUGUUAUAAAAGACUACAGAUUUAGAGAAAUAAAGGUAGUUCUCAUCCUGUGUUACCUAAGAGUCUCAAAUAGUAACUUCUCUGGAAUUAGACAAGAUGGUCCUGAUAGUUGUGGAAUGGUUUAUAUUCCUGAAUACAACUUUAAUUCCAUUGCGAGGAGCCAUCAUGCGAUGUAAAAUAACUAACUAGGAGAACUUUCAUUCCUGGAAUGAAAAGCUCCUCUGGAAGAAAAAAGUGUAUUCAGGACAUACAUUCUGCAAACUGUAACACUCCCCCUUCCCCCUGCCCCUGCACUGAAAGCCAAACUGAUUUAUAUAUCACAUGAGUAUGAUCUAUGUGUUAUACUGAGAGGAAGAAAAUUUUUCUAGAAUGAAAGCCUCUUAAGCAUUCUCAAGUAUCAGUGGGUUAGCAAAGCAGAAGUUGAAGCAAGAAAUGAGACAAUCUGAGAAAAUGCAAAUAACUGAAUGGUGCUUUGCUGAUACCUGCCUUGAACACAGCAGAUAUUAACAAUAAGCCUAUAGGUAAAAUAGGAGGUUUCUUAAACAUUUCUUUCUCUAUGUGCCAUUAGAGAUCAAGACUGUAAAGAAGUUCUCUAAUUGCUAAGUUGGUUCAGAAUCCAAGAGGCUUAACUUCAUGUAAUGUGGCAGUUUUCUCUUUACUUCACAGUCUUAACAGAGUCCCUGGAUUGUUCUUCUUCAAUCACAGGUAAACUACCUUUUCCCAUGGAUCAUUCAGUUCCCCCAUUCACUCUAUGUGCUGGUUACAUAGGAUGCUGUUAUGAAGCACUAUCAGCCUUAAAUAUCCCUUGGAAACCACCUUCUUUGCAAAUAUGUGAAAAAUUCAAUGGGAAUUACACCAUACUGACUUGGAAGCAGAGGCAUCUUCAUUGAAUCCUUCCCCCUGUCCUGCUUUUCGUAGUGCAUAGAUUAGUUUGUCAUUAAUGAACCAACAUGAUUUCUAGUCCAAAAAGCAACUGCCAAAGUAUAACUGUGUCCUGAUGAUGUAGCACUCAAAAUCCUCUUCUAGGCUGCUCCUCUUCAUCUCCUGUCUUUCACUUUCUUGGAAUGAAAGUUCACACGUGGUAAGGAAUGGAGGCAGCUCUUCUAAGUACGUAAUUUUGCUGUAGCAAUGUCCUCUUCUUCUGUCUUUGCCACUUUCUUUCAUAUUUGAACAUAAAAAUUUCUUCUGUCCAGUCACAGAAGACACAAGUCUUCCCUCCCACUGCUUCACUGAGUACAUCUGCUUACAUGUUACCAGUGCCAUAGCUUUCACUCUGUCCGCUGUGUUCAGAGGUGUCAGAAAAUACACGCUUGACUGCAGUCAUAUGUUGGCAGUACCGUCAUGUAACAACAUUGGUGUGAGAAAAAGCACAGCUGUACCUCUUUGCCCAAGGCCUUUUCCUGGGAAUGGCUUGGUUCGGAUUUAUUUUAUUUUAUUUUAUUUUAUUUUAGUUAAAAACCCCUUUUUACACUAAAACCUGAAAUCCUGCAGUCUUAAACUGAGUCUAGCUAGGGGCUGAGAGGUUGCCAGGCAGUUAAUGACUUUAAAUCUUAUUCGCUGUAGGACUGUGCUAAUUGCACUACAAGCAAAAAUUAUGAAGGAAAACAGCGGGGAUCAUCUGCUACUGUGCUUCCAUAUUUGUUACGCUGCUGUGUCAGUUGUGUGCAUGCCGUCCAGUGUAUAAAAUCUUUUCUGUAUGUGGUAAACAGAGCAGCUACAUUCAGGGGAUGCAUUUGAUCUCCAGGAAUAAUAAAUGCAGAGAAAGAUAAGUGGGGAUGCGAGAAGGGCGUGAAGCUGGGACAGAUGUCAUCAGCCAGGGGCUCUCGGUAUUGCGGACGUUGCCAUCUGAGUGGCAAAUAUUUCUUUAGAGAAAUUCCAGUUACAUGCCACAGCUGGCAAAAUAACUGAGUCCAAUCUACUUUUGGAAUCUUUCUUUAGAAUUCAUUAAUUGGAUGAGUUUUUCAGAGCAAAUUAAUGUAAGUAAUGUGUUGCUGCUGCCCAGUGGAGCCAGAACAGCACCACUGGAAGUCGAUGCUGUGUUCAAUAGCAGUGCUGUUCUGAAGCGUGUGUGUGAGCGUGCAUGUGCAUGCUCGUGCAUGAUUCAGCCACUGUACAUGGCAAUCCAAAAUCUAAAUUCUUAUGUCCUGCUGUCCAUAUUCCUGCUGCACAUAAGAAGACUGUUCACCAACGAUGAGUCUUAGGAGUAGCUGUCAGGUGUCUUCCUUUUGGUUAAAAUGCGUCUUGAGAUUUUGACGCUUUUGUCCUGGGCUCAGAAGCACGUUGUGCCUUUGUCAUCCAUCCCAGGAGCGUAGCCAGGGGCUUGGUGUUUGGAAAAUGAGACGUUGUAUUUGAGGAGAAGCAAUGGAACAAUUCUGGGAGGAACUGGACCAAAUGCAGCUUAGGCAUGUGAAAAUGGAAGUUCAUGGUACUGAACAGGCAUGUAACUGCAGCAGAUGUUGAAUAAUAAAUUCGUCUUCUUCUCAAGAUGACGGUAUUUUUUGGCUGAAAAAAAAAUGGCAAGAAAAUUUUUGGGGUGUCUUUGGUUUCUACCACAGUACAAUACAAAUAUGUGCACACUGCAAAAAUAAAUUGAACAAAUAAGUAAAAUCUGUGCGCAGAAGUAGCUAAUUUAUAGGUGAUAAUAUAGAUUGUUAGAAAAUAUAGCACAAAAUUAGGACAGAGUUAAAACAAUUUCUGGAAUGCAAUAAAAGGGAAAUAUAUCUCGAAGCUGGAAUGUUGGCAUAACAGCUAAAGGAAAAACGAAUGUUUGAUGGUGGAAGAAAAAUACCAGGAUAGAGAGAAGAAUACCAGAAUUGAAAAAGAAAGAAAAAGAUGGGAGCAGAGUGCCACUGAAGUGCCAUUAAGACAUAGCACAGGAUAAUGUGCAGAGUACUGCUGGAAAUAGCACAGCUGGUGUGGUUUUGUAUAAUUUGUGUGCAUGUGAAUAUGUAUACAUGUAGAGGUCAGGUGUGAGUGCCAUUCUCAACGGGUGUGUAGUUUGGGAAAUGGGCAUGCAGGGCACAGCCUUGUGUUCUGCAUGUGACUUUGGAGACACAUUGUCAAAACUUUUCCCCCUGUGAACAGCAGGGAUUUAGCUGUUCCGCUUACCAGCACUGGUUGUUCUAGUGCAUGCAUGGCUUCAGUUGACAGCUUUUUAUAUCACACUGUAUAGAAUUUAUUCUGCUGAAACUUGUGAAAAUAUUGGUAUUAUAUGCUACAACUCCACAUUUUUCUAAUACAGUAGUGAGGUGUUGGUUUUUUUUUUCCUGUUUGUGUUGAGAACCCUUUUAAUGGCAGUGUGAAGAGAUGAAGGGGAAACAAAGGCUCCUGAAGAAAGAGGUGUCCUUUCUGUAACUGCUCUGUUGUUUAAUAGGAUGUACCUGUUCUACCAGAUCCUGUAUGAUAACUCCUUUUCCAAUCUCAUUGAAGAAAAGUACUCCAUUUAAAAAACACAGCUGUGAGUUUGUGAGUGAGCAAAUAUAUGCAUAAGGGGAGAUGGAAGAGAGACUCCCUCUACUCUGUAGCCACCAUACCUUCACUGUAUGAUGAUGAGUGAGUGGUAGAAAAGCUUUUAACAAUAAAUACUUUGUUUCUUUGUAA